AUCCUCAGUUGCGUCUCAAGGGUCGCUGCGACGCAUCUGUUGGUGACAUUCCCACUGCAGCCUUCAUUUGACUGUAUUUUUGUACUCAUAUUACUGCGGGGCAGAAGGGAGGUGUCCUUCUGUGUUCUCUGGCCAACCAUCAUGGACGUGAUGGCCAACAAUGAGCGGCGGCGAAGACGCUUUCAUUUCAAGGGCUUACUGAAGAAGAACUGGCUCCUCAUUGCCACCAUCGUGUCCGUGAUGCUAGGGAUCAGUCUUGGCGUGGCGGUCAGAAAGUACGCCUCCCUGUCGCAUCUCCACAAACAUUAUUUUGGCUUCCCAGGGGAGAUUUUGAUGCGGAUGCUGAAGCUCGUCAUCCUCCCGUUGAUCAUCUCUAGCAUGAUAACAGGUGUAGCAGCCUUGGACUCUGAGGUAUCGGGCAAAAUAGGACUACGUGCUGUUGUUUAUUACUUCUCAACAACCAUCAUUGCCGUCAUUCUUGGUAUUAUUCUGGUGAUGACUAUCAAACCAGGAGUGUCUCAGACAGCCCAGCACAUAGACCGAGCUGGAACCACGCCCAACGUCACGACCGUCGACACGCUUCUGGACCUCCUGAGAAACAUGUUCCCUGAAAAUUUGGUGCAGGCUUGUUUUCAACAGUACAAGACCAAGCGCAAAGAGUUGGAGCCAUCCAAAAUUCCGUACACGCACACGCCGACUCCUCCCCUGGUGACAACUUUCAUGGAUGCCAUGGAGAACAUCACCAAGGAGUACAAAAUCAUCGGCACAUACUCGGAUGGAAUCAACGUCUUGGGCCUCAUCGUGUUUUGCGUCGCUUUUGGCCUCGUCAUUGGGAAGAUGGGCGAAAAAGGACGUAUCCUUCUGGAGUUCUUCGACGCUCUCAACGACGCAACGAUGAAACUGGUGCACAUCAUUAUGUGCUAUAUGCCCAUUGGGAUCCUGUUCCUAAUUGCCGCCAAGAUCAUUGAGGUGGAAGACUGGGAGAUCUUCCGCAAGAUGGGACUUUAUAUGGUGACGGUGCUGAGCGGCCUCGCCAUCCACGCUAUGAUCUGCCUGCCGCUCAUCUUCUUUGUCAUUGUGAGGAAGAACCCGUACACGUUCACCUUGGGCAUGGCUCAGGCUCUGGUCACCGCGCUGAUGAUCUCCUCCAGCUCCGCCACCUUGCCUGUUACGUUCCGCUGUGCCGAAGAGAACAACCGAGUUGACAAGCGCAUCACGCGCUUUGUGCUGCCGGUGGGCGCCACCAUCAACAUGGAUGGCACCGCGCUCUAUGAGGCCGUCGCCGCAAUCUUUAUCGCACAGCUCAAUGACUACGCGCUGGACGUGGGGCAGAUUGUUACCAUCAGCAUCACAGCCACAGUUGCUAGCAUCGGCGCUGCCGGGGUUCCAAAUGCUGGGCUGGUUACCAUGGUGAUCGUCUUGACUGCGGUGGGAUUACCCGCCAGUGAUGUCACGCUCAUCGUCGCUGUCGAUUGGCUGCUGGACCGUUUCCGCACCAUGAUCAACGUUCUUGGCGACGCGUAUGGCGCCGGCAUCGUCCAGAAGCUGUCCAAGAGGGAACUCGAGAAGAUGGACCUGACAUCGGAUGUCACCAACCCCUUUGCCUUGGAGGCCACGCUGGACGAGGACGAGGACGAGUGCGAGAAGAAGUCUUACGUCAACGGGGGCUUCACGGUGGACAAGACCGAUGCCAUAUCGUUCACCGAGACGUCGCAGUUUUAAAAACAACCAGCAUCUAAAAGUGCCAAAAGAAGCACCUAGUGUCAGCAAUAGCAGCUUUCAUUACAGUACUUUCUGACAUUUGUAGCCAUUUAAGUGCUUCCUUCCUCCUCUUUUGAUACAACUUGAUUUGACAUGAACAAUGUCCUACAGUAUGUAGACAACAUAAUAUACUAUGUCAUGCACUGCUUGUAUUCUAUCUGUGCCAAAGCCACAAAGAAACGGCUUUUCGCAGCGGGUUGCAUGACGACAACAAAGAAGACUCGAGUCAUUAAACACUGUGAACUUUCAUGACAAGAAGAAAUUGAUGUGUUCUCAUGAGAAUUGAACUGAACUUCCAAAAUCAUCCUGGAACCGGCUCCAGCUGUCACCCAAAUGAGGAAAAGCGGUAUUGAACAUGAAUGGAUGAAUAUUUAUUGUUUUUAAUGAUUUAAUUAAUUCAGUUGUCUAUUUGGAAAAAAUAACCCCCCCUAAAUCUAUCUUAUUUUCCAGCUAUAACAUUGUAGUUUACUUUUGGAAAAAAAAUUCUCAUGGGAACAUGCCUAAUUUUUUCUAAACUAAGCGAUAACUGAACCUCUUUUUUUUAAUUAUUAUUAUUAAACAGCACAACUUGCACAUUUACGGAGAACCAUUUUUGGUUCUGGUUGAAAAGAAAUCAUCUCUACACAGACAACUGAAUGCUCAUGAAUGCUAUCUUGUACAACAAAUACUACAGUAGUGACUUGUUCUAGGCCCACACUGUUACUCCAACUACACAUGUGAAGAGCAUCAAGUCAAAACAAUUCAUGUAUUCACCCACAAAUAUAUGAAGAAUAAAAAAGUCACUUCUGAAGCAAAAAAAGUGCAAUACUUGGUAGCUAUGGGAAGAUGGGCUACAAUCAUGAUGGUGUUGAUAAACACUGGAUACUGGUCAACAGUGUUGGGACUAACGCGUUACUGUAACGCGCUACUGUAACGCCGUUAGUUUUGGCAGUAACUAGUAAUCUAACGCAUUAUUUUUUAUAUUCAGUAACUCAGUUACCGUUACUACAUGAUGCGUUACUGCGUUAUUUUACGUUAUUUUUCAUGUAGUAUCGGCUAGAAACACAAGAUCUGAGUGUGUUUUAUUGGAGCGCUGCGGUGGAAAAGAAAAGGCGUGCUUUCUGUGGGUGGGGGCGGGGGGCUCCCAGACCGUAGUUGAGGGGUGCAGGGGAGACGUUCCUCCAGGGCCUAUGUACUUCGGGGCUAACAACCUUCACUUUACCCGGAAGAGGGUCUUACAGCUGAGGGUGAAUGACAAGGCCGGCGGUUUGUGACUUUAUUGGACACAGCCAUCCACCAAGCUAGAGAACCUGCACACACUCACUGUCGCCGUUCCCUUACCUCUCUCGCUCACUCACUCACUGACGUCACUCACCUCACAUGCUGUCAUAUCUUAAAGGGCCACACACACACACACAUACGCUACUCUCAUAACAACUAACAAGACAUCAUGGUGAAGCCAGAAGUUGAGUUUCUUAACAUUCUCACUACUUUUCUUUUGUCGAGCACAAAGAAAAUAACAUUUUAGUUAAAUGUAAGUUGUGUCUUGGAUCAAAGAUCCUAUCUACUUAAAGUUAAAGUUAAAGUGCCAUUAUGUUGCAGCUAUUUAAAAUAGUUUUGUCAAUUUGUUCUGGCCUGAAAUAAAUUGGCCCUUUGAAAUAUAUCUUUGUCUUUGUGUGUUGUAUGUAGACCACAUUGCUUUCUGAGUUCAGUGAUGCAAAUGCAUGUCAAGUUGAUCAACAGA
Nerophis lumbriciformis (worm pipefish) is the source of this 3484-nucleotide messenger RNA. RefSeq names its product solute carrier family 1 member 1 (gene slc1a1). NCBI's taxonomy places the organism in Eukaryota, Metazoa, Chordata, Actinopteri, Syngnathiformes, Syngnathidae. The record is from RefSeq and is a predicted model, not a curated record. Gene Ontology annotation, molecular function: L-glutamate transmembrane transporter activity; L-cysteine transmembrane transporter activity; glutamate:sodium symporter activity. Gene Ontology annotation, biological process: L-glutamate transmembrane transport. Gene Ontology annotation, cellular component: plasma membrane.